AUGAUUAUUAAACCUAAGCAAAACAUACUGAAAUAAGCUGAAGUAAUAAAUUAAGAGAACUUAUUUGAAGCUUUAAUAUUUCCCAUGAGAAGAGAGGAGUUUUUUGAAAAGAUAUUUACUAAAAAGGCGUUGGUUAUCAAAGGAUUUUCCUCCAAGAGAUUCAAGUAAAUUGUUGAAGAACAGAUGUUUGACUUAGAUUUGAAGCAAAUGUGUGAGAAUACAGCCUCUGAAAACAUUCAUAUCUGGUUCCCUAAACAAAAGUAGGAUCAAUAGAAAGUUAAAAGUUAAAAGAACAAUAAAAAUGCACUAAAAGAUUAAGACUUGACCAUAAAAAGCAUUGAAACUGAAGAUCCAGAUUUGGCUUGCGUUUCUUACCAAAGAGGUGGUGCAUCUUUGUACUUUGGCAGUUCCCUUGAAUUCAGAAACAUUUAUUGCAAAAGUUUAGCGUUCUAGAUGGGCAUGAACUUCGGAGCUUAUUUUACUGAUUUUAGCACUAUGGGUGAAAUAGAAACCUUCUGGUCUAGAAAAGGAAACUUAACUGAUUACCACAUAGAUUUCUAGGAGAACUUUACCUUGUAGAUUAGAGGUUCUAAGAUCUGGAGGUUUAGAAGAUCAGGAUUAGAAUAACCCUUACUUGGAUAUACCCCACAUUAUUAAAAUACAGGCAAUAUAGAGGAAUAGUCGAAGGUUCAUCUGAAUUACCAUUCUAUUGAUAUCAAUAAGCAAUAUCAAAAUGUUAGAGAUGAAGUAUAUGAAGUUCAGCUUAACGAAGGAGAUAUAUUAUAUCAUCCAGCUGGUAUUUGGCAUUAAGUUGAAUGUGUCAGUGAUGAAUCCAUAUCAAUCAAUUUUAGUCUCAGGCAACUAAGGCAACUCGAAUGCUGCUAUUAGCCUAAAUUCUUAAUGCCUCCUUGCUUGAUGAUCCCUAGAAUCCUUAAAUUUGACCUAGAUAAAAGUGUUGAAAAAAAUGGUAAAAAAUAUUCAGUCAACCUGAAUAAAGAUUCUAUUGUUACUUUGAAUCCCUUUUACACAAUUAAUAAAGUUACUGACUUCCCAUAAAUACCUAAAGAAUUAUCUGAGGCAUAAUAUGUUAUCAAUGGAUUGUAUGGAAAUGAAGACUUUUCUAGCUAAGUUAGAGUACAAAUUAUCGCUAAAAGCAAACAAUCAUAGAGUAUAUGUGACUUGUUGAUUAAAUUAGAAACUAAAAUUUCUCCCCAAAGAGAAAAAACAAUUGCAGUCCGUAGUCAAUGGACUCUAGGCACACUUAUCAAAUUAUCCAAUCUGGCAUUUAAUUCUGGUUUAAUUGAUAUUCAACUUAAGAAUUUAAUAUUCAAUGGAGUCCUAGUUUUAGUCUGA
Stylonychia lemnae is the source of this 1353-nucleotide messenger RNA. Lineage: Eukaryota; Ciliophora; Spirotrichea; Sporadotrichida; Oxytrichidae. The record is from the annotation of a GenBank genome assembly.